UCUGACUUAAUGGGCUGCAAAGGAGAAACAGAUUUAACAGUGGACGCGGCCUCUCAGCAUUGACACAGAGGCAAUUCAUUUAAGACAGGUGUUCCGCUCUGCCACAGCUUACGUUUACAUUUACUGUUCCACCCUGAAUUACCUCGUGACUCUAUGAAAGCUACAGCAAUGAAGACAAGGUACCAGAAAAGGGAGCCAAGGACUUGCAAAACUGGAAUUCCAGGACAAGUAGCAGUAAAAAAGGGCCUCAUGUAGAAGAACAAGAAAAGCAGCUCGCCCGUCCUGCCUGCCUAACAAUGGAAGCUUGAAGGAGAAAAUAGCUGGUUUGCCGGUGAACGCCACCACAGGACAGCUCAGGAUCUGGUGGACUCUGACAUCUCGCACAAACUGCUGCACGGCAUAGUCCUUCAGGUAGCCGUAGCCCCCGUGCAUCUGCAGAGCCUGGUUACAGAUCUAAGAAGACAACAUCGCUGGUGAAGUGACUCGCGUGGUGUCGAGGACAAGUCAGUGACAGGAAUCGGUGCUUCUCAGUGAAUAGAAGAUAAUUCAAAGAGACCAGAGAUGCCUUGGCCGAGCAGAAAGAGGGACAAAGGAGCAGUAGCAGAUAAAAAGGAGCCUGACGCUAAAAUUGCCAAAACCGAGGAGGAGACUCCAGAUAAGGAGGAAGAGGAGAAGUCCACAAAACCUCCAGCUGGGAGUUCCAAGUCUGGAUGGAAGAACUGGAAGAAGACAAAAGAAUCUGACUCCGGUGGGGAGGAAAGCAAGAUAACGUAUUGUCACUGGCUUCUGAAAUCAGAACCAGAGAGCAGGCUCGAGAAGGGAGUGGAUGUGAAAUUCAGCAUUGAUGACUUGAAAGCUCAGCCCAACCAGACAACCCAUUGGGAUGGAGUAAGAAACUACCAGGCGAGGAAUUUCCUGAGAGCCAUGAAGCUUGGGCAGCAGGCCUUCUUCUACCACAGCAACUGUAAAGAGCCCGGUGUUGUUGGCAUCGUCAAGAUCGUAAAGGAGGCAUACCCUGAUCAUACACAGUUUGAUCAGAAGGAUCCUCAUUAUGAUUCCACCAGCAGAAAAGAGAACCCUAAAUGGUCCAUGGUGGAUGUCCAGUUUGUGCGGAUGACAAAACGUUUCAUCCCCCUCUCUGAAAUCAAGGCUCACCACCUGGCACACAAAGCAGAUGGGGGGCCCCUAAAGAACAUGAUGCUCUUCACAAGGCAACGUCUUUCCAUCCAACCACUGACACAAGAGGAAUUUGAUUUUGUCUUGGGCCUGGAGGAGGAAAAGCCACAUUAAGAAACCAAGAGCAGCACAGCUUCUGCCCAGCCUGCUGAUGCCUCCUCCGAAACCAGCGUCAUUCUUAAGUUUACUUGCUCAAUCACAGCAACAAGAACCUGCCCGCACAUGAUUUGCAGCUCUACGUCCCUUAUUCUGACACACUGUUAUUUUUGCUUAUUUUUAAAUAAAGCCUUUUAGAAUGAA
Molecule: messenger RNA, 1476 nt
Organism: Columba livia (rock pigeon)
Lineage: Eukaryota; Metazoa; Chordata; Aves; Columbiformes; Columbidae
Gene: THYN1
Product: thymocyte nuclear protein 1
Exons: 10
Coding region: 562-1290 (242 amino acids)
Cellular component (GO): nucleus
Source: RefSeq, a predicted model, not a curated record